AUGCACAGCACACGCGGCUAUCUUUCCCUUUCACACCCCAGUUUAUUACUAAACACACCGAAUCUACCCUUUUCUCAGCCUCGUGCUCGUACUCGCACAACGGAUCCUCUUCCGGACCUUUUUUUUAGGCGCUCGAUCGAUGCGCACACCGGUCAAUCCUUUCGAUUUUAUACUUCUUUCCUUGGAAAAAUAAGUCCGAACACCUUGAUUCAAGUUUUUUUUCCAAAGGAUUACUCGUGCAAUCUAUCCACGCAUACUCUUGCCUUGCAAGUUUCUCCUUGCGAAAGAAAGAAAGGCGAGUUGGUGGUGGGGACGAUGCGCGCCAUCUCAUCUGAUGUCUUGUCAUGUCGUUGCGUCUCUACUCCAUCUCCCCGCCUCCCCGCCUUGCAAUUCUUACAUCAGGUCAUUGACAGAUUUUUCUUUCCUAACUGCUGGCCAGCCUUAACGUCGACCCUUUUCGGGCUGGCAGUGCCGACGAGCAAAUAG
Molecule: messenger RNA, 486 nt
Organism: Bipolaris oryzae ATCC 44560
Lineage: Eukaryota; Fungi; Ascomycota; Dothideomycetes; Pleosporales; Pleosporaceae
Exons: 1
Coding region: 1-486 (161 amino acids)
Source: RefSeq, a predicted model, not a curated record